AUAAUAUUAUAUAUAUUUAUAUAUAUGUAUCAGUCUAAAUAUGAUUUCUAUAAUGAUUAUAGGUUAUUUGUUCCAAAAAGAUAUCCAUUUUAUUUUGUAAAUUAUUUGAUAAAGUACAUAUUUGAAACCAAAUUACUAGUAAAUAACAAUCACUCAGCUCAACAAGAGCAUCUAAUUUUAGAAUUAUGCACAUAUUUAUUAUUUAAUUUUAAGUUUUCCUAAUCCACGUAUUUGUAUUAAAUACGAUUUUUUUUUCAAAUUCAGAUAAUUUCUCGAAUGAAAAAAAAUCAUAUAAUAUUGAAAAAUUCAUAUUAAAAUUUUAUUAUUUACUAAUAUAUUUUUAUCAUCGAUUAUAUUAAAGAAGGAUAUCAUGAUUACCAAGAGUGCUGGUUUCAAUUGAGGAUAGAUUGCUGUGUGAAAGAGGUGGCGUUGAAUGGAGUGCGGUUUCGGAGUGAAAAGGUUCACUUUGGAGGGAAAAUGCGGCCGUGAGAACCAUGCAUACCGAGAAGGAAGCAAGCACGCCGCGUCCUCGCUUCCUCCUCAAGACAUUCGAGACCACCCGCGUCCUGGACGCGGGCGGUCUCCAAUGUCUAUUUGUGGCAGUUGUCCGACACCGGCUGGCGUGCGCGCCCCUGAAAUAGGCAGGAGGCCAUGGAUGGUUCCAUGCCAUGAAGCAUUGAUUCCCGCAGGGAGGGAGGCCGGGCCUUCGAACCGCGAGCCCCCAGGGCCAACCAGAACGCCUGCCACAAGAUCUAUUAUUACCCCGAAGCCGACCGGGGCAGCCGGUCCCGCGUGCAUGGUGCGGGCCGCCAAGGCGAGUUUGAAGCCCUCAAGCCCUCUCGCCGUCCCCCCUCGCUACCUGCACUCCCUUGUGCGUCUUGGCGUUCGAAUUUCAAAAGUCCGUUCAAAGCCCCGAUCCGGCGCCUCCCUCUUCCUUCGACGGUCUGGGGCUUGCGCUUCCCCCCUUCCCUUCUCCUCUUGCGAGAGCUUUCAUGAACGAGCGAGGGGGGAGAGCGAGGGAGCCGCAGCCCCACGCUCGCGGUUCAAACGUUUUUGAAGUGCCUUCGGUCGGGGACUGCGAGCGGGCGGCUGCGGGCGGGGCUUAUCGUCAUGAUCGUUCGGCCCGGUGGGUGGGAAACUGGCUAAGCGCCAGAAGUAUAAAGGGCUGCAGCAGCCUCCAGUUCUCCAGUCGUUCUCUGCUGCUGUUCGAGUGUGGGUCGAGAAUCGUGGCCCAGAGCUCAGGUACGCGAUC
This is a messenger RNA of Marchantia polymorpha subsp. ruderalis, 1252 nucleotides long. Lineage: Eukaryota; Viridiplantae; Streptophyta; Marchantiopsida; Marchantiales; Marchantiaceae. The record is from the annotation of a GenBank genome assembly.